GUGGAUUCGUGCGCGUCUCCGUCUCCGCUUUGCGCGCUCACGGCUACAGCCUGUGAAAAGCCGCUCCACUGAACAGUUCCUGUUCUCUGUUCUAAAGGACUACACGAACAUGCAUGGAUCCAAACGGCACAGACUGGCCCAAGUCUGCAGACGGGCUUGGUAGAAGUCCUGCAGGCAUGAUCCUUCUCUCUUUCACUCUGUCUGUGCUGGCUGUACUAACCACAGCAAUCAACUCCUUAGUCAUCUCUGCCAUCAUUGUCACUCGCAAACUUCACCAUCCUGCCAACUACUUAAUCUGCUCUCUGGCUGUGACGGACCUGCUGGUGGCCAUCCUUGUCAUGCCCUUCAGCAUCAUCUACAUCGUGAAGGAGAUGUGGGUCAUGGGUGAGGUGAUGUGCACCAUCUGGCUCAGUGUCGACAUUACCUGCUGCACAUGCUCCAUUCUGCACUUGGCAGCUAUUGCUGUGGAUCGUUAUCGCGCCAUCACGGAUGCUGUGGAAUACUCCAGGAAAAGGACGUCUUUUAGGGCUGCCGUCACGAUCAGUAUCGUGUGGCUCCUAUCCAUUCUCAUUUCCUUACCUCCAAUGCUCUGGGGACACCACAGAAAAGAAGAAGAGCAGGAGAACGAAUGCCUUAUAAAGCAUGAAAACAUUGCUUUCACACUUUACUCCACAUUUGGGGCGUUCUACAUUCCUCUUAUACUCAUCCUUAUCCUUUAUUAUAAAAUAUACCAAGCAGCCAAAAUUCUUUAUCACAAAAGAAGGCCCAGCCCUAUGAACAAGCUUGAGAUAAAUGGACACAAGAUCCCUAUGUGCUCUGACAGAGAACAACUAAGCCACGAUGCCCUCACCCUACCAGAGAAGUCUAUGUCAGAACCCUCUACCGAUGGAGAAAGGGGACGCUUCUCUGCAGCAAGCCCAAAUUUCCAGCCUCACAGUGAAAGGUCGAUCAAAAGACAGCGAAUUUCAGGGGCACGUGAAAGAAAGGCAGCCAUGACGCUUGGUCUCAUUCUUGGGGCAUUUGUCAUUUGUUGGUUGCCAUUUUUCAUCCAGGAAGUGAUUAGUAACAUCUGUGGCAGCUGCAUCCCGUCCAAUGAAAUAACUACUUUUCUGACCUGGCUAGGAUACCUUAACUCCCUAAUCAACCCUCUCAUUUACACGAUCUUUAAUGAGGACUUCAAAAAAGCCUUUCAUAAACUGAUCAAGUGUCAAAAUUAACUCAGCAAUAGGAAAAGUCAUUGCACACUUUGAAAGUGUGCGGGAGACAUUGGGAGAGGCAGUGCUGUCUUGGAACAGUCAACCAACCUUCAUGCAAAAUGUUCUAGAAUGAGAUGGAGGUGUCCACUGGGAUGCCCUGCAAGUGGUAGAAUGUAAUAUGCAUAAACUUUGUCCAUAGUUUGUAUCAAGACAGUGUGAAGGUUUUCUUUUACUGCUGAGAGCUUUUUCAAUGAACAUAUAUAUUGCUGUUGUUUUGCCACCACAAUGGACCAUUGGCCUGCAUAUUUGAUUUAGCACAGGUUUUAUGCCUUAUGCUCUUUCCAUAACCCUCUCACUUUAUUGUUGCUUUCGACCGGCACGGACUUGUGCAAUCUUCCAUUGGCUGGGUUGGUUCCCUGCCCAAAUAAUUGAACCAGGGCCCCAACAGUGAGAGUACAGGAUCCUCAAUUGCUAGACAAACAGAGAACAUAAUAUCCUAUACUCUGUAUGGUUUGACUAUAACUGACCAUUAGAUCCAUAUCCACACAUUUUCCGAAUGUUUCCACGAUGUUGGAGGCACAGAAUUGUAUAGAAUGUAAUGAUGAUGUAGCAUUACAGUUUCACUUCAGUUGAACUAAGAGACCCAAACAUGUUCCAGCAUGACAGUGCCCCUGUAGACAAAGUGAGGUUGAUGAAGAUGUGGUUUGCUGAGACUGAAGUAAAAGAACUUGUCCUACAUAGAGCCCAAAUCAGACUCACCACAGGUAACUUUACCCAACAGCAAUGCCUGAAACCAAUGCUCUUGUGAGUAAAUUUUGCUAGAUCCCCACAGUUAUCCUUUAAAAUCUAGUGAAAAGCCAUCUCAGAAGAUUGGAGGAUAUUAUAACAGUGAAGGGGGACAAUAUUCAGAAUGGGUUGUUUAAAAAGCACAUAUACAUGUUCUGGUCAAGUGCCCACAAAUCUUUGGCCAU
This is a messenger RNA of Silurus meridionalis, 2167 nucleotides long. RefSeq names its product 5-hydroxytryptamine (serotonin) receptor 1Fa (gene htr1fa). Gene Ontology annotation, molecular function: G protein-coupled serotonin receptor activity. The transcript is spliced from 2 exons. The record is from RefSeq and is a predicted model, not a curated record. The coding region runs from base 114 to 1217 and encodes 367 amino acids. NCBI's taxonomy places the organism in Eukaryota, Metazoa, Chordata, Actinopteri, Siluriformes, Siluridae. Gene Ontology annotation, cellular component: plasma membrane. Gene Ontology annotation, biological process: adenylate cyclase-activating adrenergic receptor signaling pathway.